AUGAGGAGAUCUUCAGUGUUUGGAAGCUUAAGAGACAAGCUUCGCGGAGAAUCUGACAAGAGGGAGUCCAAGAAGUCAUUGGCUCCAAACAACCUUUUUCUAGACCCGAACGAGGCACCUCCUGCAUACUCUGCGCUGGCACCGCCGGUUGCGAGCGGCAGUGCGCCGCCGUAUUUGCCUCACAUCACUAGCGAGGAUGAUAAAUACGCCUUUCUGUCGUCUUUCGACACAAUCUUCGUUGUCGACGACUCUGGCUCCAUGGCAGGCCAUCCUUGGAGAGAAGUUGCCGAGGUCCUGCGCUCCAUCACGCCCAUCUGCACUGCUCACGACAAGGAUGGCAUCGAUCUCUACUUCCUGAACCACAAGUCGACAGAAGACCCUAAAGACGAUAACAAGCCCUCAGGCGGGUAUUACGGCAUCGACACCCCGGAAAAGGUGCAAGUAGCCUUUCAGAUGGCCCGGCCCACUGGUGCCACGCCUACUGGCACUAGGUUAUGGAACAUUCUCAAUCCAUAUAUCGCGCAGGUAGACCCCAGCAAGGAAAAGAAACAAGACAUUGAAAAAGUCAAGCCCAUCAAUAUCAUCGUCAUCACGGACGGCCGUCCUACAGACGAUCCAGAGACCGUCAUCUACCAGUGCGCUAAGAAACUUGACAGCUUCGGCGCACCUCCUCACCAAGUCGGCAUACAGUUCUUCCAAAUUGGAACUGACAAGGACGCCACGGAGGCGCUGCGGGAACUGGAUGAUGAGCUGGCAAAGUUGGGUGUCAGAGACAUGGUAGACACCGUGACCUGGGAUGGCAAGUCUUCUAAUAGUAGAAAGGGGCUUACUGCCGAUGGUAUUCUCAAGGUUGUUCUCGGAGCGGUUAUUCGCCGCUUGGAUAGAAGGCCUUCAGCAAAUCAGUCGAGACGUUAA
This is a messenger RNA of Trichoderma asperellum CBS 433.97, 915 nucleotides long. RefSeq lists its product as uncharacterized. The record is from RefSeq and is a predicted model, not a curated record. Lineage: Eukaryota; Fungi; Ascomycota; Sordariomycetes; Hypocreales; Hypocreaceae.